Messenger RNA from Zophobas morio, 1486 nucleotides. It is a transcript of the gene Bcs1, whose product is annotated as mitochondrial chaperone BCS1. Gene Ontology annotation, molecular function: ATP hydrolysis activity; ATP binding. The coding region runs from base 202 to 1473 and encodes 423 amino acids. Gene Ontology annotation, cellular component: mitochondrial inner membrane. Gene Ontology annotation, biological process: mitochondrial respiratory chain complex III assembly; protein insertion into mitochondrial inner membrane from matrix. NCBI's taxonomy places the organism in Eukaryota, Metazoa, Arthropoda, Insecta, Coleoptera, Tenebrionidae. The record is from RefSeq and is a predicted model, not a curated record. The transcript has 5 exons.
AACUGUCAACCACAGUCACAACUAACCUAAAUUACAAAAACACUUAUUAUUAUUAUACAACAAUUAAACUGGAAUUUAUUAAUACCAACAGAUGUGUGUACACAAAUUUUACAACCCGGCGAUAGAAACACCAUCAAGAAACACCCCCACGAAUUGAAUCUAGUGCGAAAGUGAGGUUAUGUCAUUUUCAGUUUUGCCCCCAUGACGAUUACAGAGUACAUAUCCGCCCUCUCCGACAACCCCUACUUCGGAGCAGGCUUUGGUUUGUUCGGCUUGGGGGCGGGAGCCGCGCUUCUACGCAAAAGCCUCCAAGGCUCCCUAAUUCUGUUCAGGCGACACUACAUGAUCACGUUGGAAGUCCCCUGUAGAGACAAAUCCUACCAGUGGUUACUCCAAUGGAUGACGGAGAAGGGGGCCCGCCAGACCCAGCACUUGAGCGUGGAGACCAGCUUCGAACAAAAAGAAACCGGCCAUGUGAAAACCAAAUAUGACUUUAUACCAAGUGUAGGUACGCAUUUUUUCCGGUACGGCUCGACGUGGAUCCGCGUGGAGCGCACCAGGGAGCAGCACACUCUCGACCUACACAUGGGGGUACCGUGGGAAACGGUAACCUUGACGGCGUUCGGGAGGGACAAGUCCAUCUACUUUAAAAUUUUAGAAGAAGCUAGACAGAUGGCAUUACGUCAACAUGAAGGCAAGACUAUUAUGUAUACGGCGAUGGGGAGCGAGUGGCGACCUUUGGGACAUCCCAGGCGGAAACGACCGAUUUCUUCCGUGGUUCUGGAUAAAGGGAUAAGCGAGAAAAUCCUCGGGGAUUGUAAGGAGUUUGUUGGCAAUCCGGGGUGGUACACGGAGAGGGGGAUCCCGUAUAGAAGAGGUUACCUCCUACACGGUCCCCCCGGUUGCGGCAAAUCCUCCUACAUCACCGCCCUCGCCGGAGACCUCGGCUUUUCAAUAUGCGUCCUCAACCUCUCCGAAAGGGGGCUAUCAGACGACCGCCUUAACCACCUCCUCAGCGUCGCCCCCCAGCAGAGCAUCAUCCUCCUCGAAGACAUAGACGCCGCUUUCGUCUCGCGUGAAGACACCCCCCAGCAAAAAUCCGCCUACGAGGGCUUAAACCGCGUCACCUUCAGCGGCCUGCUGAACUGCCUGGACGGCGUCGCCAGCACCGAGGCCCGAAUAGUUUUCAUGACCACGAACUACCUCGAACGCCUCGACCCGGCCCUCAUCCGCCCCGGCCGCGUCGACCUCAAGGAGUACAUCGGCUGGUGCUCGCCGCACCAGGUAGAGCAGAUGUUCCUGCGCUUCUACGACGGCGACAAGGCGCCGGCGCAGGCCGCCAGGUUCACGGAGAGGGUGCUCGCCUUCGAGAAGAACGUCAGCCCCGCGCAGAUCCAGGGGUUCUUCAUGUUCUUCAAGCACAGCGACCCGGAGGAGGUUAUAGACAAUUGCAAAAUGAUUUGGGAAUUAUAGUUGUAGGGAUUUA